Molecule: messenger RNA, 542 nt
Organism: Cryptomeria japonica (Japanese cedar)
Lineage: Eukaryota; Viridiplantae; Streptophyta; Pinopsida; Cupressales; Cupressaceae
Product: protein SPIRAL1-like 3
Exons: 2
Coding region: 53-325 (90 amino acids)
Biological process (GO): cortical microtubule organization
Cellular component (GO): cortical microtubule, transverse to long axis
Source: RefSeq, a predicted model, not a curated record
UUGAGGCAAGAGAAAGCUUUUACAAUCCUCGUUUGAAGGUGCAGUAGUGAGAAUGGGUCGAGGUGUUUGCAGUGGAAGGGGGCAAAGCUCUUUGGGAUACCUAUUUGGAGGAGAAGCCUCAGUGCCCACAAAAGAUAUCCCUCAAAACAAUGAAAGUGUCCCUCGAAACAAUGAAAAUGACAAUAAGCAGCCAAUUUCUAAUAACUACCAUCGAGCUGACGGUCAGAAUGUUGGGAAUUUCAUUACUGGGAGACCUUCGACAAAAGUGCAGAGUGUACCAGGUGGAGGGUCUUCUCUUGGUUAUCUCUUUGGAGGACAGAAAUGAGAAGGCAACAAAUUAAUGAUGUUCUUCAUCUCAUGGCUUCGUUAUACAGAUAUAGUUAGCUAUUACCUCUGUAAAUGUGGGCUGUUCAUCUGUAUGUAAAAUAAAGGUUUUCCCUUCUAGUGUAUAGCUCUAAGCAUGCAAAUAUUCAUGCUCUCAAUCUCCUCACAGGUUUAUUGUAUGAUUGCUAAUUACUUAAUAGAAUAUGCAUUUUAAACCA